Molecule: messenger RNA, 1026 nt
Organism: Drosophila navojoa
Lineage: Eukaryota; Metazoa; Arthropoda; Insecta; Diptera; Drosophilidae
Product: protein takeout
Biological process (GO): multicellular organismal reproductive process
Source: RefSeq, a predicted model, not a curated record
AUAUAAAUUAUAUAUAUUUCAAGUAUGCGUAAAACAUUUCCUAUUGUGAUCGGACUCCAUCUGUUGAUCGCAAUAAACUGUCAAACAUUACCAAGCAAUAUAAAGAAAUGCCGUUUUGGCGAUUCGAAAUGUAUUGUUGGAUCAAUGAAUGCUGUGAUACGACAGUAUUCACGAGGAUUAUCUGCAAUCGGUAUGAGGCCCAUCGAUGUUGUGGGCAUUGAGGAUUCGAAUGUUUGGAAUAAUGCCCAAAUAGGUGGUGCUUGGUUCCAAUUCAAGCUAUUCAAUCAAGCAAAUUAUGGCUUUGAGAAUACGACAGUAAAGCGUAUUAGAGGUUUCGGUAAAGAUCCAACAGCCACCAUAAUGGAAAUACACGGACAGAUUCCAAGUCUUAUUCAUAAGGGUAACUAUGUGGCUAAAGGACGAGUUUGGAUGGUUGCCCUCAAUGCGACAGGUAGCUCAACAUCGGAUUUUCAGAAUCUACGAUUCAUAUUGAAGCUAAAAGUCAUACCGGAAUAUCGGAAUAAUAAGCGCUAUUUGAAAAUCUAUGAACUGGUGCCAGUUGUCAAUAUCAGUCGCUGGAUUGUGUGGUUGGAUAAUUUAUUCCCCGAGAACAUGGAUUUAACAAUUGCAAUCAAUGAGCUGCUUAACGCGAACUGGUUGGAAUUUUGGAAUGAAUUGGAGCCAGCAUUUCUGAACAUUUUUAGCGGUGUAUUUACGAGCAUGAUUACAGAUACAUUUGAGAAAAUAUCCUACGACGACAUGUUCCUCAAGGAUAAUGAGACUGAAUCAAGCAAUUAAGCUAAGCUCAUAUUUAUAUCAACUGUGAACGCGUUAAUUAAUGUAACAGGAAAUAUAUAUCUAUAGUUCAUUUAAAUUAUAUACAUGCAUUUAACUGGCAAUCCGGUUUUCCAGAUAGUUGACUAUAAACUUAACUCUAGCUAAACUCUUGACUUUAUUUACAAUCGAGCAUUGGCUAAAGCAGGUUCUAAGUGAAAUCGUGUCGUGAUUGUGAACAAAUGUAAUAGG